AUGGCACCUGAUUUCGGGAAGGGGAAGGUCAUAACAAUUUUGAGUGUCGAUGGCGGUGGCAUUAGAGGCAUUAUUCCCGGAACUAUCCUAGCUUUUCUCGAGUCUAAACUUCAGGAAUUGGAUGGCCCAGAUGCGAGAAUUGCUGAUUACUUCGACGUAAUUGCUGGAACGAGUACAGGUGGUUUGGUGACCUCGAUGCUUACAACUCCUGACAAGGAUAAUCGACCUUUGUACGCUGCGAAAGAUCUUACUCGCUUCUAUAUGGAACAUGCACCAAAAAUCUUCCCUCAGAGAAGUCAUUUCUUAAGCUCGGUGAUGAAUUUUGUUGGAAGAGUUAUGGGGCCAAAGUACGACGGGAAGUACUUGAGAUCAUUGAUACACGAAUUACUUGGAGAUACAACGCUUAAGCAAACGCUAACACAAGUCAUUAUUCCUGCUUUCGAUAUUAAGCGUCUUCAGCCUGUCAUAUUCACAACUAUUGAUGCUAAAUGGGACGAGCUAAAGAAUCCAAAAUUGGCGGAUGUUUGCAUCAGUACCUCAGCAGCACCAACGUUCUUACCAGGCCACGAGUUUGAAACUCAGGACUCCAAAGGAAACAUUCGUAAAUUUGACAUGGUUGAUGGUGGCGUUGCAGCCAAUAACCCAACAUUAGCAGCCAUAACUCAUGUGACCAAAGAGAUGAGCUUAUUGAGGCAUAGAAAUGAGCUAUUAAACAUAAAGCCCAUGGAAACAAAAAGAAUGUUGAUCCUUUCAUUAGGCACUGGUACGCCUAAGAAUGAUGAGAAGUAUAGCGCAGCUACAUCUUCAAAAUGGGGCAUGCUUGAUUGGAUCUACCACGGUGGAGCGGCACCUAUAGUCGACAUUUUCAGCGAUGCAAGCGAUGAUAUGGUAGACUAUCAUAUUUCAAGCAUAUUCCAAUCUUCAAACCAUCAAAAGAAUUAUCUUCGUAUUCAGGAUGACACGUUGACGGGUGAUGUAUCGUCUGUGGAUAUUGCCACCAAGAGGAAUUUACUGAAGCUGAUCGAUGUGGGGAAGAAUUUACUAAAGAAGCCAUUGUCGAGGGUGAAUUUGGAGUCGGGAAACUUCGAACCUCUUGAUGGGGAAGGGACUAAUGAAGAGGCCCUUGCUGCAUUUGCUAAAAUGUUGUCGGAUGAGAAAAAGCUACGAUUGAGCCCUUGAGGCUAACUCCUUUCCUUUGAUUUAUACUUGUUCUUCAUUAAUAAUUCUUGUGUUUAAUGCUUUUUAAUUCAAAUUGUAAAAGUAUUAGUUGUAUGACAUUAAUAAGAAACCGAUUG
This is a messenger RNA of Cucurbita pepo subsp. pepo (vegetable marrow), 1295 nucleotides long. Its product is annotated as patatin-like protein 3. Gene Ontology annotation, molecular function: monoacylglycerol lipase activity; glycerophospholipase activity. Gene Ontology annotation, biological process: lipid metabolic process. Lineage: Eukaryota; Viridiplantae; Streptophyta; Magnoliopsida; Cucurbitales; Cucurbitaceae. The record is from RefSeq and is a predicted model, not a curated record.